Oryzias latipes (Japanese medaka) is the source of this 5470-nucleotide messenger RNA. RefSeq names its product exostosin glycosyltransferase 1b (gene ext1b). Gene Ontology annotation, molecular function: glycosyltransferase activity. The record is from RefSeq and is a predicted model, not a curated record. NCBI's taxonomy places the organism in Eukaryota, Metazoa, Chordata, Actinopteri, Beloniformes, Adrianichthyidae. Gene Ontology annotation, cellular component: membrane.
GCUGCCGUCGUGUCGGGAUUGGAAUGUUAGCGAGUAACUCUCGGAACAACUGAGCAGUCGGUAAUUGGACACUCGGACCGAGGAUUCCGGUCUUUUCCGACCCGUUUUUGGUUGAUGAACCGGCCUGAAACUCAGCGCUCGAUCGGCGGGAGAACUUCACGCGCCGCGCGGCUCUCCGUGGACGCGCUGUGAUUCAUUGUGAAUUUUUUUUUUCCCCGCGGCGCUUUGAGGAUUUUAAGACGACAAAUCGGAGAAAUGCAGGGAUUCGUGAGGUUACCGUGGCACUGAGCUGCCCCCUCCCCCGGCUCCGCUCGCCCCCCCCCCCUCCCCCUCCCGGUGUUCGGGUUUCCUUCACACCGGAUCAUGAGGCAGUGACGGAGGGCUGCGGAGCGGAUCAUUGAGCCUCGGUGGUCACUGCCGGUUUCCGAACAUCCAAACCCGCGCGGUACUUCCAAGGCAGGGGGGAGCCCGCCGCCCCCCGGUUUUGCCCCCGCUCUGAAUGAAAAGCCCCGAACAGCCCGCCUGGAUGAGGGGGGGCAGGAGUCCCGGAGCGUCCGGGCAGCGCGGAUCCCUGUAGGUGCGCCAAAAGCGCCGCGUCCGGCGCUCCGCCAUGCGCUGAAAGUCCACAGCCGCGCGGGACCGGGACAGCACUUCCGAGGCAGUCGCCCACAUGCACCGGAUCAACCGCUGGACUCGGGAACCGAAUACGCAGAAGAAGGGGGCUUGGGGAUGGAUCGGUGCCGCCGGGGUCUGUGAGAGCCUAACUUGGGGCCACUUUCCGUUUCUUCUUCCUCGUGACCGACUCGCCUCCGUUCCCGGGACACAUGCAGGCCAAAAAACGCUACCUGAUCGUCCUGUCCGCCGGCGCGUGCCUCGCGCUGCUCUUCUGCCUCGGAGGGGUUCGGCUCCCGGCGGCGGGCAGGAGGAGCCGGCAUGACCGCAGCCGCCGCUCCGACCAGCCCUGGCCCCACUACUCCGACCCGUUACACCGCUUCCAGCCGUGGGACCGGGAGGACACGGAGGAGUUCAACCUGCACACGUCCCCGCGCCAGAAGAAGGAGGCGAACACGAGCGCCUACAGAGGGAGGCGCUGCCGCAUGGACUCCUGCUUCGACUUCUCCGCGUGCCACAGGAACGGAUUCAAAGUUUACGUUUACCCGCCGCAGAAGGGCGAGAAGAUCUCCGAGAGCUACCAGAACAUCCUGUCCAGCAUCGAGGGCUCCAGGUUCUACACCGCGGAUCCCGGACAGGCGUGCCUGUUCGUCCUCAGUCUGGACACUCUGGACCGGGACCAGCUCUCCCCUCAGUACGUCCACAACUUGAAAACCAAGGUCCAGAACCUGCCCCUGUGGAACGACGGCCGGAACCACCUCAUCUUCAACCUGUACUCGGGGACGUGGCCGGACUACACGGAGGACCUGGGCUUCGACAUCGGCCAGGCCAUGCUGGCCAAAGCCAGCAUCAGCACCGACAACUUCAGGCCCAACUUCGACGUGUCCAUCCCGCUUUUCUCCAAGGAGCACUUGCGCACCGGAGGGGAGAGGGGCUUCCUGAAGUACAACUCCAUCCCACCCUUCAGAAAGUACAUGCUGGUGUUCAAGGGGAAGCGCUACCUGACGGGGAUCGGCUCGGACACGCGGAAUGCCUUAUAUCACGUCCACAACGCGGAGGAUGUGGUGCUGCUCACCACCUGCAAGCACGGCAAGGACUGGCAGAAGCACAAGGACGCGCGCUGUGACAAGGAUAACGCGGAAUAUGACAAAUACGACUACAAGGAGAUGCUUCACAAUUCCACUUUUUGCUUGGUGCCUCGUGGCCGGCGGCUCGGGUCCUUUCGCUUCCUGGAGGCCCUGCAGGCGGCGUGCGUACCGGUGGUGCUGAGUAACGGCUGGGAGCUGCCGUUCUCCGAGAUCAUCGACUGGAACAGAGCCACGGUCAUCGGCGACGAGAGGCUCCUGCUGCAGAUCCCAACCACGGUGCGCUCCAUCCACCCGGAUAAGAUCCUGUCCCUCCGACAGCAGACUCAGUUCCUCUGGGAGGCGUACUUCUCCUCCGUGGAGAAGAUCGUCCUGACCACACUGGAGAUCAUCCAGGACCGUGUUCUGGAGCACGGAUCCAGGAGCAGCCUGAUGUGGAACAGUCACCCCGGCGGGCUGUUUGCUUUGCCCCAGUACUCUGCAUACCAGGGAGACUUCCCCUUCUACUACGCCACUCUGGGUAUUAAACCUUACCCCAAAUUCACAGCCGUCAUCCACGCCGUCUCCCCUCUGGUGUCCCAGUCUCAGCCCAUUCUCAAGCUGCUGGUAGCGGUGGCCAGAUCCCAGUAUUGUGCACAGAUUCUUGUCUUGUGGAACUGUGACAAACCUCUUCCUGCGAAGCAGCGCUGGCCCGCCACCUCCGUGCCCGUCAUCGUCAUCGAGGGAGAGAAUAAGGUGAUGAGCAGCCGCUUUGUGCCGUACGAAACCAUCGUGACCGACGCCGUUCUGAGCCUGGAUGAAGACACGGUGCUGUCCACCACCGAGGUGGACUUUGCGUUCACCGUAUGGCAGAGUUUUCCCGAGCGAAUCGUGGGUUACCCGGCCCGCAGCCACUUCUGGGACAGCAACAAGGAGCGCUGGGGCUACACGUCCAAAUGGACCAACGAUUACUCCAUGGUCCUGACCGGCGCCGCCUUCUUCCACAGGUAUUACCAUCAUCUGUACACCAACUACUUACCCGCGACUCUGAAGAGCAUGGUGGACCAGCUGGCCAAUUGUGAGGACAUCCUGAUGAACUUCCUGGUUUCUGCUGUAACCAAGCUGCCGCCCAUCAAAGUCACACAGAAGAAGCAGUACAAGGAGACCAUGAUGGGUCAGUCUUCUAGGGCGUCCCGGUGGGCCGAUCCGGACCACUUUGCCCAGCGGCAGACCUGCAUGAACAAGUUCGCCAGCUGGUUUGGCGGCAUGCCGCUCAUCCAUUCCCAGAUGAGACUGGAUCCGGUUCUGUUCAAGGACCAGGUUUCCAUCCUCCGCAAGAAAUACAGGGACAUCGAGAGGCUCUGACAGGACCGCCACCCCCUCGGGGGAGACCCCGUGCAGGGGGAGGCACGAGACAGGGACUCGGUGGAGGCCAGACGGAGCAGUCGGACUCCAGCGGUUUGGACGGGCGCCGCUCUGUCCUCCGCCCAGCGCUUUGCCAACGACCAGAGCGCCGCCGCCGCCGCCUCUGCCAAGACUUGAAGCAGAGGGGAGGAAGAGGAAACAAGCAGAUGGCAUUUGGAUAUGAAAAAAACUCACAAAUAUACGACGUGAUGUACAUGCCAAACAAUUCUGUACGUUUCACAAACACACUACUGAUGACAAGAACUAUGGGAUAUAUCAUAUUUUUUGUACAACUGGGACGGCGGUUCGUUCCUGCACUCUCUGCACAUGUGCAGGACGGUCAAAGACGAGAAGGUGUUUGUGCUAGCAAACCUGGCAACCCAGCUUUCCUUAAAUCUCUGUCGACCCCCCCCCCCUCUGCUUUUUAGCCCGGGAUUAUUUUUGUUCACAGUAAAAUAAAACAUAAAAAAAAGGGGGUCAACAGCGGCGGCGUGUUUGGGUUUCCUUGCAGCAAAAGAAGUCGUAAAUUCCAAGAAAGUCUGAAGUCUGUAGUUUCUGCGGUUUUCUCGUUUUUCCGUCGAUAGCGCUUCUUCUGCCCCCCCCCUUGUUAUCGCAGAUAAGUUAGAAAAACAUCUCAUUUCCUGUUCCAUUUAUCUCUUAUUUGCCACAUCCGUUUUUUUUCUUUUCUUAACUCUAUAUUCAUCCACUCUUUCAUCCGCUCUUCCCCCUCCGCUGUGUUUGUGUGUUAAGAGCCUUAAAAGAGUUUAUCCGGCCUUAAGCUCGAGCUGGGAACCUUUUCCCGCCGUUAAAACGAACAUUUCUGGAUUAAAUGCAAACCUGCCCCCUCCCUUCUGCCCCUUCACAUGGAAAGCCCCCCCCCCCUUAAAGACAUCACCUGUUUACAGCAGGAUAAUUGAGGUGCGGCGCCGUCUUUCAUGUUGAAAACUUCUCCUCAUCCUUGACUUCUUUUUUCAUCCUGACGUAUUUGAGGAUCUGUCGGCGUUUAGUUCAACCGUUUUCAUUUAGAAAGCGGUUUGAGUCCCAGGAGGCCGCUGCUGGUGAAACGGCGUGCGUUGUUCUGCUUUAAAGUGGCGAGAUUAGAAAAAACCCCAACCUGCUGGCUUCCCCUUUGCUCCUCCUCCUCCUCAUCCUCCCCUCACAUCAGAAAAAAAUGGCCGCCCGCUCCGGCGGCACGUGUCAGUAGCAGACUCUUGAAUGAAAGCGGCGCUCUUCCAGCAGCCUUUCCGUCAGCCAAUGAGCUUUCAGGCCUUUUCGGCGUGUCGUCACACAUCGUUUUUGUUGUGUGUAGUUUUUUUUCUCGCGCUGCCUUGUCCGUCGUGGUUAAAAACCGUUUAUCAGAGAGCGACCUUUGCUCUCCACGCUUCUUUUUUUUGGCACUUUACGUUAAAUCCGUUUAAAUCAGGAAAUUUUCACAACAAUGCACGAAAGAAAAAAAGAAAAAAUCAUCGUCUGAUUCCAUAUCAAGCCUUGUAUGUGUGAUUGUCUGACCCCCCCCCCCCCUCCUCCAUGUCCCAUGAGGCUUUGCAGAGGAUUCCCAUCAUAACCAAAAGCAGUGAUUUGAACCUGAUCCUGCAUCUCUUGGGGGGGUUUAUGAUGUUUUGCUGUGCAUUCAUUUCAUUUUGUUCCUGUGGGGAAGCGUCCAUCACACCGCAGUGUCUUUCUAACACAGAUCUCCCCAGGAGAGAGAGAGACAGAGAAACGAUUUGACUGGUUUAAACUCCAGAAAAGAUUGCAUACACCAGCGAUCCCAAAUUGGAUUGGGCCGUACCAUGUUGGCUCUCGGCGGGAGUCAAAUUAUAAAGUCCCAAUAAAGGCGACAGCCGCUGACAAGAGGGAAAUAAUCAGCAGCUGGGUCGCCUCCGCCAGAUGGAAACGUUUCUAGAUUACAACCAUGGCUGUGACUGCGUCUCUGCAAAGCCACGGCCGAGUAACGGAAAGUUUUCCAGCUUUUUAACGCACGUGAAAACGGAAAUCAUCAGGAGAACUUUAUGCAAGUUAUCGUCUUCAGCUCCAACACAGGAAGUUUACCCGGCUUAUUGAUUUGUGCCUUUGAUCAGCGAUUGAGUUCUUGACCCCCCCCUGAGUCUCCAUCCUCGCACCCUGGACGCCCCUUUCCGUUGUUGCGUUCGGGCCCUGUUGCCACGGCGACAAAGCACGACCACUUCCUGUGUGGGAUUAUUUAUCGGCGUGGGCCGAGCGUGGGCGGUCGGCGAUCUGUGAGGACUCGGUUGAGCCCGGCUGUCCUGAUGCCUUCUCCUCCCUCCUUCCUUCUGAGAGAAAACUUUUAUAGACGCCACAAAUGAAAUAGAGAAAUGCCAAUUUUGUAAGAAAUGAUUUAUAAAAAAUAAAUAAACUCAUAUUUGAUUAUA